AGAAAGAGGAAGAGAGAAAUAGGAGAGAGAGCAGAGGCGAGGAGAAUAAGAGAGGUGGUUCCGAAGGUGUUCCGGAGGGACAAGUAAGACAAGUUUUUAGAGUGCACUCGCUUUUCUUCGUUCGGGGGAAGAGGGUGAAUAAGACGGCGAUGGACGGAUGGUGGAGCCUCGGUGGUGCUCUUUUUCUACUUAUUGCUACACUCCUUACUCUCUAUUUCUACAAGAUCAAUUGGAUCAAGGAUCUGAGACUAGAAGGCAAUGGCAAAAAGGUUUUAGCAAAUCAUUUGGAUUCGAAGAAACGAAAAUUGGGCAAACUUCCCCCGGUCUAUCCGAACGGAUGGUUCGCUCUGUUAGAGAGCUACCAGUUAGGCAAGAAAGAAGUGAAACAUGUGGCUGCCCUUGGACAGAAUUUUGCCAUUUACAGAACAGAUAACGGGACGGUGAGGAUUUUAGACGCGUACUGCCCUCACCUGGGCGCGAACAUGGCAGAGGGUGGUCGCGUAAAGGGUGACUGUUUAGAAUGUCCCUUUCACGGCUGGCAAUUUCGCGGAUCGGACGGACAGUGUGCUUAUAUUCCAUACGCAGAUAAAAUACCACAUAUUGCAAAAACUAAAACUUGGAAAUGUUGCGAGGCUAACGAGAUCAUAUUCGUUUGGUAUCAUGCAGAGGGAUUGCAACCACAUUGGGAACCGCAAACGAUCAGCCAAGUUUCAACUCGGGCGUGGCGUUAUCGGGGUCGAAACGAAUUCCUCAUCAACUGCCACAUACAGGAAGUCGCGGAGAACGGCGCGGACUUGGCGCAUUUGAGCGCAGUACAUGGACCACCGAUAUUUUCAAGCAAAGUCACGAACUAUCUCUCGUCUUUCGCCCGACACUCGUGGUCGAACGUUAAUUGGACACCACAUAAUUCCUACUUGGAGUUCCAAGAAUCCGAGGACACCGGAUCAAAGAAACCGGAUGGCGAGAAUCUAAGGCACAGAGCGUACAUGACUCUAAGGCAUCGGCUGAUACUCUUCGAGAAAUUUAAAGUUAUGCACCUGGACGUGGACGUCCAACAAGUAGGCCCGGGAUACGUAGAACUAAUGAUGCACACUCCUUUGGGGUCCAUGUGCAUAUUUCAGACGGUCACACCCAUGGAACCCCUUUUACAAAAGGUGACUCAUGUAAUGUAUUCUCCACGAUAUCUCGCCCCAUACGCAAGUAUGUUAUUCCUCGGGGAGUGUUUAAUGUUCGAAAGGGACGUAGCUAUUUGGAAUCGAAAGAAGUUUGAGAAGCAACCGCUUCUCGUUAAAGAAGACAAAAGCAUACUCGCUUACCGCAGGUGGUACGCUCAAUUCUAUUCGCAGCACAGUCUGAGUUAUCAUUCUGCCAUGAGAUCGUUACAAUGGUAACUGAUAACCACUUAACGAGAAAUUCGAUAAGAUUGUAUAUCAAUAGUUAUAAUUGUAGCAAUAAAAAUUAUAAAAAAUACUGGCUACUCCGAAUAAGUAUAUUUUAACGUAACGAUGAUACACAUAUGUACUGAUUUUACUUGUAUCAUGUUAUAUGUAUAAGAAUCUUUUAACAAUAAGUACAAA
Messenger RNA from Ceratina calcarata, 1577 nucleotides. RefSeq names its product cholesterol 7-desaturase nvd (gene nvd). The transcript has 6 exons. Gene Ontology annotation, biological process: cholesterol metabolic process. The record is from RefSeq and is a predicted model, not a curated record. Bases 150 to 1391 code for a protein of 413 amino acids. Gene Ontology annotation, cellular component: cytoplasm. NCBI's taxonomy places the organism in Eukaryota, Metazoa, Arthropoda, Insecta, Hymenoptera, Apidae. Gene Ontology annotation, molecular function: oxidoreductase activity; 2 iron, 2 sulfur cluster binding.